UUAAACGAAGAGACGAGCUGUACCCGUACGACGGCGAAUCCUAUCUUCCCAGCUGAGCUAUUUUUGCUGUCAGUCUCCCUUUACGGAGACGUGAAUGAGGGGUGAGAGACGGAGAGCUGUAGCCAAUAAAGACAGUCCCUGUGAAGUUAGCCCUGCCUCUCAGAUCCACUGCUUUGUUUACAUUAUACUGCAGUGAAAUCUGGACCCCAGAAGGCUGUCUUUGUCUCUAUAACGCUGUGACCCAAGACUCCACAUCUGCAGCUGUGACCCAAGAUGCCUCUGAAAGACGAGGGACCGUCCUCCAGCGGCGAGGAGCAGGGCAGUGACGUGGAGUCUUCGUCAGAGCGCUGUGACAGCAUGACGUCAGCCAGUGACCUGGACUGUUCCCGGGAAAGCUUUACCAGCGACUGCUCCAGCAAACAUUGCUCUCCCUCCUCAAGCCCUCCCAAAACCUUAACCCUGGACGAAGUCAUGGAGUCUGCCAAAAGCCUGUCGAAUCUCAGCAUUGCCCAUGAGAUCACUGUGAACCCGAACUUCCGCCUGGAGCUAAACAGCCUACCUCAGGACAGUUUGUGGAAGUUAGUGCGAGAUAAUGUCCACAAGGCCUUCUGGGACAUCCUGGAGUCAGAGCUAAAUGACGACCCGCCUGAGUAUGGACAAGCCAUCAGAUUAUUGGAGGAGAUCAGAGAGAUCUUGCUGUCAUUCCUAAUCCCUGGGAGCAGCCGAAUGAGGACCCAGAUCAUGGAGGUGCUGGACAUGGACCUGAUUCGUCAGCAGGCUGACAACGAUGCUGUAGACAUCCAAGGGCUCGCCUCUUUUAUUAUCAACACAAUGGGCAAGUUUUGUGCCCCGAUUAGGGACGAGGAAAUCAAGAAGCUCCGUGAAAGCACGGACAGCAUGGUAAACCUUUUCAGGGAGAUCUUCCGUGUGCUGGACCUGAUGAGAGCGGACAUGGUCAACCUCACGAUCAAUAAUCUGAGGACUGUGCUGCACAGGCAUGGUGUUGAGUAUGAAAGGGCAACUUUCCAGGGAAUCCUGGACAAAACUCCUAGUGCUCUGGAGCACACCACAUCGUGGAUUAAAUCAGCACUGGAGGAGCUGCAGUCGACCGCUGCCACCACAGAACAAACCAAAGGACAGCGAGUGGUGCCUGGGCCCUUUCAGGUCAUUAAUACCGCCUUCCUCAGCCUCCUUACAUGGGAAUACAGUCAGAAGUCUCUACCUGAGACAUUGAUGACCGAUGAGACACGUCUGCGAGAGAUUCAGUGGCAGCUGCAACAAGUUCAGGCAGUGAACGAGGUGCUGCUCAUUGUCUACAGCACCAUCGGAGGACCCAUCCAGGGUCUGUCGUCUCUCUCUGAGCGUCUGAAGAGGAUGACGAGUGUACUGCUGGAAGGAAUGCACAGCCCGAGCUUUAAGCUUGAAGAGGCACUAGAGGGCGUCAGUGCUCAGAUCUGCUGUGAGCUCAACAAGUCUUUAACAGAGAGGGGCUACCCUGCACUGACCCCAGCACUGCAAGAAGCGCUUAAAGGACAGAUCUGCAGUAUCACACAGAAGGAGAACCCUAUCCGCACUCUUGUUGAGGAUCGUGUGCAGCAGUACUUCAAGGCUCUCAUUUUCACCCCAAAGCCUGAAGCCAAACUUGAACAAGUACCAGCCGGCCUGACGGCCAUCAAACCUGAACUGGCGUUGAUCGGGGCGAAGUUCAACUCCUUGGUCGACUACAACAAAAUGGUCUAUGGACCGUUCUACGCAGAUAUCAUCAGGAAGUUGUUGUUCAGCGACGGCCCAGCAGCAGAGAACCCUCCUCAGGACCCCCCUCAAGAUUCAGUCAUCUCUGAAUAAAUACGAACUGUGGCUAAAGCCGCCUGAGUAGUCUCUGCUUGUAGUUUUAGCUAAAGCUAAGGAGGUACUUCGACAGCUGGGCAGUGAUGCUGCUUUUGCUAAGCUAGUACGCUCAAACAGUUGGAGUUACCUUUAACUUGUAUUAAUGUAGUAUUUAUGACUACAUUUAGCAGUGAGGCACUGCACCAUGAGGUCAACAUUUAAUGUGACCUUCAUUCUUUGUUAUAGAUGCUUUUUAACAUGUACAGCUACAAAACAGAAAAUCAGUGUCAUCAGUUCAAGUCUGGACCUAAUAGUAACCUGCAUUUAAAUGAUCCUGCAGGAAAACUCCCAUUAUUGUGGAAAGAUGAAGGGCAAACCCUGCCAACAUCUAAAAGAGAUGGAAAGAUUUAUAAAGCAAAGAAGAGGAAGAUUAUAUGGUAUAUUUAGAAAAGUAGCAGAGUAGUGUAACAGAUUCUUUCAUGCUGUUUACCUAAGGUAGCUAUACUAUUCCAACUUUGACCAUAUUUAUGCAACAAUAUAAUAGCUUUUUCCUGUGCAGUUAGUCCUUUUGUUUUUCCUUUACCUUUCGGCCAGAGAACUAAUGUUCUUGUUUUAAUCCACUGUUGUUACUCUAGAAAAAAAUGUCAAAAAGGGUGUUUUUCUUUGCUAAAAAAGAAGUAACAGUUGUCGCAUGAGUAGCUUUGUGUUGGUGUUAAUUCUUUGUUUUUACUUGAUUUGUUUGAUUUUUUUGUUAUAUGUGUAUGUUUUAAACUUUACUUACUUGCUGCCAGUGGAUUACUCGUUGUCUUUGUAACACUUUGAGGUACUGUAGUUGUUACAGUAUGGCUGUGUUGGCUGUUAGGAAAGGAAGGGUGCUGAACUUAAGAGUCGUUUUGACACAUUUCCAAUGGACUGAUCAGUGUGGAGGAAAAAGCAGUUAUGUACUUAUACAGAAGUUUACUUGAAAAUGUGGGAAGUUAUUGUUCUUCUUUUCUUUACCACAAUUAAUAUAAAAAGAUUAAAAAGAUAAUCAAACAUG
Messenger RNA from Cheilinus undulatus (humphead wrasse), 2866 nucleotides. It is a transcript of the gene tcp11l2, whose product is annotated as t-complex 11, testis-specific-like 2. Bases 274 to 1845 code for a protein of 523 amino acids. Gene Ontology annotation, biological process: signal transduction. NCBI's taxonomy places the organism in Eukaryota, Metazoa, Chordata, Actinopteri, Labriformes, Labridae. The transcript has 11 exons. The record is from RefSeq and is a predicted model, not a curated record.